AUGAGUACUUACUUUAGACAAACAACAUUACUCGAACAUUUACCGAUCGAAAUCUUUCUAGAAAUUUUUGCUUCAUUAUCACUUGAAGAAAUUGUAACAGCUUUCUUUGGUCUUAAUGCUUAUAUUAAUUGGAUUAUUCGAUCUGUAAAAUGUACCAAUCACGGGAUAGUCAACAAUGAUAGCAAAUCUAUCAAUCUCUUAAAAUUAUUUCCAACUCAAAUCGAUCGAUUAGUUAUUGAACAAGCUGCAUCUGUUGAUUUCACAUCAUUAAUCAAUUUACGAUCACUGACAAUAAAACAUGGUACACCUGUGCAGUUAGAUGGGAUUCGUCCACAACAUUUUCCCUUGUUAGAAAUUCUCCAUAUUUCCGGUGUGAGCAGUGUUUCCUCAAUUGAUACAGCACGAACAAUUAAUGAUUUAUUUGAGGUUAUAUUAUCUAAUGGUUUUUCUCGACUUCGAAUAUGUACAGCGACACAAGUUGGCAGUUUAGAGUCGAAUCGCAAAUGGAAGAGAUCACCUACUAUUCAAUAUCUUCAAUUAGAUAAAACAACAGCACAUGUUCGUGACGAGAUUUACUCUACAUGCCCAAACCUACGUUCAUUUAAAUGUUCCUUACCUCCAAUUUCAUUUUCACUCUCGAUAUUUGGGGGUUAUACUAAAAAUUUAUUUAGAGAAAUCAUGGUAUUGAAACAAUGGGAAUUUAAAAAAACGUUUAUACUUGAUUUUUGUUCGAUGUUUCAUGAUGAUGAUGAUGAUGACGAACCACUUCCUAAGUUCAGUUACACACCACCAAUCACUCGACUCUUGGAUAUACCGAAUAAUUUUGUUAUUUUAGGCCGAAUUCUACCAAAUAACGAUCCAUAUUGUUUUCGUUCACUUCUGGUCAGACUUACGUUCCCGCCAAGUUACCCAUUCAACCCGCCUAUAGCACACAUUUUGGAUCCAUUCUACCAUCCAAAUGUUCAAUUGGAUGGUGGACAUCGCUACUGUUGGGAAUACUCUGUGAACAAUUGGUCGCCAAGGAUUACACUACUCCGCUUUAUCGAGGGCAUUAUUAAGACCAUUGAGAAUCCCGACCUGAACCAUCCGUGUGAUCAAUCCAUUGCUAAUGAAUAUCGAAAUAACUACAAAGAAUUCUAUGAUAAAGCAUUAAAAUAUACACUAAAAUAUGGACGACCACGUAACUAA
Molecule: messenger RNA, 1188 nt
Organism: Adineta steineri
Lineage: Eukaryota; Metazoa; Rotifera; Eurotatoria; Adinetida; Adinetidae
Source: the annotation of a GenBank genome assembly